Molecule: messenger RNA, 2082 nt
Organism: Myotis davidii
Lineage: Eukaryota; Metazoa; Chordata; Mammalia; Chiroptera; Vespertilionidae
Gene: TACC2
Product: transforming acidic coiled-coil containing protein 2
Exons: 10
Coding region: 252-1862 (536 amino acids)
Biological process (GO): cell population proliferation; cerebral cortex development; mitotic spindle organization
Cellular component (GO): cytoplasm
Source: RefSeq, a predicted model, not a curated record
CCAGGGCCGUCCCCCCUGCAGGGGGCAGAGUGCAGAACUCACCCCCUGUUGGCAGGAAAGCGGUGCCCCCUGCCCCGGCCCCCGAGGCAGCGGGGGUGACCCCAGCAGAGAGCGGGGGCCCCGAGGACCCCCCGGCCAGAGGGCUCUCGGUGAGGCUGGAGUUUGACUACUCGGAGGACAAGGGCAGCCAGGACAGCGCUCAGGACACUGCCCCUGCCCCCAAGAAGCUGGGCAAAAAGCCAGGCGCCAGAAUGCCCCUCCGGAGGCCGAAGGUGAAGAAAGGCCCCGAGAAGCUGGACAGCACCCCGGCCUCGCCCCCCCGAUCCCCCGCGGAGCCCGGUGACAUCCCUGUCGCCAAAGGCUCCUACACCUUCGACAUCGACAAGUGGGACGACCCCAGUUUCAACCCUUUCUCCUCCACCUCGAAAAUGCAGGAGUCCCCCAAACUGCCCCCGGCCGGGCCGGGGCCGGGCGCGGACACUGGAUGGCUCCCCUCCUCCUCGCAGGACCCCACGCCCGCGGCCACGCCGGAGACGCCGCCAGUGAUCUCGGCCGUGGUCCACGCGACGGACGAGGAGAAGCUGGCCGUCACCGGCCAGAAGUGGGCGUGCGUGACGGUGGACCUGGAGGCGGACAAGCAGGACUUCCCGCAGCCCUCGGACCUGUCCUCCUUCGUCAGCGAGACCAAGUUCAGCUCCCCCACCGAGGGUAAGCCCCCGGGGACCCGCCCAGGGGACAAAAGGCCGGGAAACCCCGUUGGCGGGGCUCAGGGACGGAGCGUCCACCUACGCACCAGGAGGUCAGGGUUUGAGUCCCAGUCAGGGCACAACCGGGGUCUGGCCGUAACGCCCGUGGCAGAGCCCGGGGAGCAGGAGGGUUACCGGUGUCCGGGCUGGAACCUCUGGGUGAACAGGCCGCCCGGCCGAUGUCUGUGGGGUUUGCAACGAGAAGACAGAGGUGCCCUUUGCUUCCUCAGGUCGAGCUUCGAGGAGGCUGAAGCCCUGGUGAACGCGGGGGCCAAGGUCCCCCAUCUGGUGCCCCGAGGGCUGGCCCCCGCCCAGGAGCCGCACGUGCCGGUGCCGGAGAAGCCCGCCCAGGAGCUGGAGGCCAGGGCUGUGGGCGCCGCCGCCGAGGCGAUCGAAAUCAGAGAAGCCGCUCACCCAGCCGAUGUCUCCAUCUCCAAGUCAGCCCUGUACUCCCGCAUCGGGGCCGCGGAGGCCGAGAAGCCCCCCGGCCUCCUGUUCCAGCCACCGGACCUCGACGCCGCGCUGCAGGUCGCCCGGGCAGAGGUCCUCGCCAAGGAGAGAGAGGUCUCCGAGUGGAAGGAGAAGUACGAGGAGAGCCGGCGCGAGGUCAUGGAGAUGAGGAAGAUCGUGGCCGAGUACGAGAAGACCAUCGCGCAGAUGAUAGAGGACGAGCAGCGGGAGAAGUCGGUCUCCCACCAGACGGUGCAGCAGCUGGUGCUGGAGAAGGAGCAGGCCCUGGCCGACCUGAACUCCGUGGAGAAGUCCCUGGCCGACCUCUUCCGGAGAUACGAGAAGAUGAAGGAGGUGCUGGAGGGCUUCCGCAAGAAUGAAGAGGUGCUGAAGAAGUGCGCCCAGGAGUACCUGUCCCGCGUGAGGAAGGAGGAGCAGAGGUACCAGGCCCUGAAGGUGCACGCGGAGGAGAAGCUGGACAGGGCCAAUGCUGAGAUUGCCCAGGUCCGGGGCAAGGCCCAGCAGGAGCAGGCCGCCUCCCAGGCCAGCCUGCGGAAGGAGCAGCUGCGGGUGGACGCCCUGGAGAGGACGCUGGAGCAGAAGGUAACGGGCUGGGGGCGUGGCCUCCAGCGGGCAGGCCGGCCAGACCACGGGGUACUGGGCUGAGGAACGGUCCGUUUUCAGCCUCAUUAAAUUCUCGGAAAGAGAGACGUCGUCAUCCACCUCUUAGAGAGGGAACCAGGCUCACCAGGCUCAGAGAGGGUGUGUCUUUUGCCCAAGGCCACACAGCUAGAGCCAGGAUGUAGAAAACUGGGCUCUAACUCAUUUCUCAGGGGGACCGAGAGGUCGGAAGGUCUCUUAAAAUCCAAUGACCGCCCGACCGGCG